AUGAAGACCAUCGCCUUAUUGGGCGGCAUGACGCCUGAUGUCACCGCACUCUAUUACAACAUCAUCAAUGAGCAUAUUCGCGCACAACUAGGACAGCGGCACUCCGCCAAAAUCUACAUCUACAGCGUGAAUCUCGAAGAGCAACUUCAGCGCGUGCAAGAAGGCAAGUGGGACGAAUUUGCUGCCGAGUACAUCAGUGCUGUGCAGCCACUAGCCUCCCUGGAGCAGCCGAGGGUACAAGGGGUCGCUUUGGGCGCCAUCAUUGCCCACAAAGUGUCGAAACAGAUUGCCGACGCGCUGCCACCCGUCGUACCCUUCCUCGACGUGACAGAGUUUGUGGCCAAAGAGCUUAGAAGGCUCGGCAUCACCACUGUCGGGCUCAUUGGUCCCGCGGUGACGAUGACUGAUGACUCACCAGACUUUUUCAUUGGGAAGCUCAAGGCGCGCCACGGCAUCACCGUUCUAGUGCCAGACACUGAUGCCGAGAUACAAGAGGUCAAUCGAGGUAUGUUUCAGGAGGUCGUUCGUGGACCGGCAGCGGUCACUGAGCAGACGAGGACCAUGUUCAAAGAAGCGGCGUGGAGGCUGGUUGGCCGCGGAGCCGGCGCGCUGAUCCUGGGCAGCACUGAUCUGGGCUUUGUUAUUCAAGAGCAGGAUUUGCCAGGUGUUCCGGUCCUGGACGCGGCCAAAGUCCAUGCCGUGGGGCUUGCCGAGUGGUCAAUCACAGAAUAA
This is a messenger RNA of Cyphellophora europaea CBS 101466, 732 nucleotides long. RefSeq lists its product as uncharacterized. Gene Ontology annotation, molecular function: amino-acid racemase activity. The coding region runs from base 1 to 732 and encodes 243 amino acids. Lineage: Eukaryota; Fungi; Ascomycota; Eurotiomycetes; Chaetothyriales; Cyphellophoraceae. The record is from RefSeq and is a predicted model, not a curated record. The transcript has a single exon.